AUGGAGACAGCAGCGGAGAACUCCGGGGCCUCUCCUGACCCUCAGGAUACACUAUGCCAGUACUGUGGGGAGUACGACAAUACCACGGAUAAGCAUUUUGAGCGGACUCUUAUGAAAGCAAUCAAUGCUCUGACUCGUUUGCGUCGGAACCCCCAGCGGUCUGACCAGAAGACAAAGCGGCAGAAUAGACCGUGUGAUUGCUGUGCGGAGUACGAUCACACUUCGGAAGGGCACUUUGAGCGAUCCGUCGUGAACGCCGUCGAUGCUCUGCUCGCAAUGAGUCGGAAAUGCCAGCGACCUGACCGCCAUGCUUCUCCGGUUUCGUCCAACAACCAGGCUGCCCUUAUAGCUCAGGAAGGAGGACAAGGCGGCCGGAAAAACAAGCCGGACCGACCUCCGCCUGCUUAUGAGCGGCAACGUCAACAAGCUUUCAAGAAGCAACAGCAGCAGCGGGAGGUUGAUAAGCGUCCAGCUCUCACCUUGCAGGCGCACCAGCACCCGCAGCGGCAACAACAACAACACCAACAGCAGCUGGAGGUUGAGCAGCAUGCUCAGGGACUGAGUCUUUCCUUUCCAACGGCUGAGCAGCCGCACCUGAAUGCACACCAGCAGGGGGUUGAGGGACCCAAGGUCCUUCACCACCGAGAUGAGUCCCACUUGCCUCCUCCAAUGGAGGAUGAGCCCUUUGACGCUGAGGAUUUGCUUGUGUUCUCGGGCAGUGCGGACAGCGACCUUUAA
Messenger RNA from Aspergillus bombycis, 738 nucleotides. RefSeq lists its product as uncharacterized. The transcript is spliced from 5 exons. The coding region runs from base 1 to 738 and encodes 245 amino acids. The record is from RefSeq and is a predicted model, not a curated record. NCBI's taxonomy places the organism in Eukaryota, Fungi, Ascomycota, Eurotiomycetes, Eurotiales, Aspergillaceae.